Molecule: messenger RNA, 1530 nt
Organism: Culex pipiens pallens (northern house mosquito)
Lineage: Eukaryota; Metazoa; Arthropoda; Insecta; Diptera; Culicidae
Product: RING finger protein narya-like
Exons: 3
Coding region: 85-843 (252 amino acids)
Biological process (GO): homologous chromosome pairing at meiosis; reciprocal meiotic recombination; protein sumoylation
Cellular component (GO): synaptonemal complex
Molecular function (GO): SUMO transferase activity
Source: RefSeq, a predicted model, not a curated record
AUCAAAAAAUCACGUUUUGUUUACCGUUCAAUUUUAGGAGUGAAUUGAUUUUAGAAUAAGAAUUCAACUACCUGUAACUUUUCGAUGGCUCCGCCCCAGUGGAUCCACUGCAAUCACUGCUACUACCUGUUUAGUAAAAAAGAUCGGAAGUUCUAUCAGACCAGUUGCCUUCACGUGCUAUGCCGCAACUGCACGGUUUACACUAACCGCGGCCAGUUGUGUCCGAUAUGCCAACGGCAGGGCCUGAAAUUUCACGAAAUUGCCAACGAGAUGGACCCCAAGGAAAAAGCCCUGUACAACCCGGAACCGUUCAAGCCGAUCGAGGCGGCCAGCAAGUCGAUCAUUUUUCAAAUGAAGCAGAAAAAGCAUCUGAUCCUGCAGCUCGAGACCACCGGGGAAAAGUUACACAAAGCCGACCAGAUGGAGCAGCAGAUGCGGGCAAAGAUCGUGGACUAUCAGCGCAAGUUUGACAAGUGUCGCGAGCAGCGCAAGAGCUUGCAGGAGGCCAUCCGGCAGUCGCAGAGCGCGGGUCUGUCGCCGGAAAGUGCCGAGCUGUUGCUGCAGUCGCGCGGCAGCCGGGUUCGGCCACCGACCCAGGGACAGAGCAACUCCUCGUCCGGGGAAGAGUUUUUCGAUUCGGACCGGCAGUCGAGGAGGUCUAGGGGAUCGCAACGCUCCCGCGACUCCUUCCUGGACAUGCGCAAGGACAGCUCCACCUCCUCCGACUCGUCCUCGUCCCGGCCCCGCUCCGUAGACUUUGGCUCGACCCCAUCGAGCAACGUGUCGCCGUCGGCAAGCCGCAUCAGCGACCAGCUGCACCGGAUGCAGAUCAAGCGCACCUGAGGGUGUGGUCAUCGUGAGUUACGCUCAGAUUUGUUGAAGUUUUUCGCUCUUUUUUUUUAUUCAUUUCUCUUAAUUACUCGCUAGAUUGUAAUUUUGACGCGACGAAGACGUUGUUGUUCUGUUUGACGCGGGACGAUUCAACUAUAAAAUGUACAAAAUGUGUUUGAAUUGUGUGUGAGUUUUUUUUUUGUUGCUUUUGCGCCACGUUGUUUUAGGGGGUCGCCGUGCACACUGUAAUACCGCUUUCGUUUUUUUGAAUUUAUUUAUUUUUCUUUUUUGCCUUCUGAACGCUCUAACAACGCUUGAAAUGUUGCUUCUUUGAUAGUUUGUUCCAGUGUUUUUUUUUCGUUUUUGUUGAAGGAUUUUAACUACAUUAUAUUUAGUAAUUUCUGUCACUUUUCCUAUGUAAAGUCUUUUGAAUUGCAUCGCUUCAUUUUAAUUAAACUUACUCUUCUUUUUUUUGUUGUUGUUGGUUUAAUAAUAACGUUGUCUUUAGGCAACUGAACUGUUUUGUUUCCUCCUUAUAAUCAUGUUGUGGUGUGGUGAGUUCUAGGUUUUGUUAUCUUGCAACAAUCGUUGGCUACGAAUCUCGUACUAAUAGAAAGGUUAGGGGGUGACGAUUGAGGAAAGAAGAGAAAACAGGGGGAAAGAAAACUACAGCAGUCUAUUGGUUGUUUGCGUUUGAAC